AGCACCAAUAGCUAGUUAACCAAUCGCCAUUUAACUAAAAAAGAAGCCGUCCCAGUAUUUACACGUGAGCUCGCUGGACAUGAAUACAGCAGCUGUCGUCUCAUACAGGAUCUAACUUUAGCUAGUCCAGUGCUCUCUGAUCCCCUGUUUUGUGGCCACUUCUACAUUCAAGUCCUGAGAUGGCAUUUCAACUGUGCCCCAUUUGCCUGAAAGAAUUUGCUCAACUCAGCCAACAUCUGAGGGUGACACACCAAAUUAUCAAUGUUGAGGAAAGGAGGCUCCUCUUGGCCCUUGACUCCGGUAGGAUCAGCUUCCGUGUGGGAUGCUGCCCUAUCAUUGGGUGUGGCAAAGACACUAUGAGGCUAGAUCGUCAUUUGAAGAGGCAUCGCAAACUGUCACAGAAGGCUCGGCAAAAUAUUGUGAUGGAGUGGAAAAAGAAAAAAAUAAUGUCUCAGCUAGCUGCUCUCCGAGCAUCAAAUCCCAGGACCCCAAUGAAUUCCACCUUAGAUCUGAAGGACGAUCAUGUCAAGGACGAUCAUGUCAAGGACGAUCAUGUCAAGGACGAUGAUGUCAAGGCCGGUGAUGUCAAGGACGAUCAUGUCAAGGAGGAUGAUGUCAAGGCCGGUGAUGUCAAGGCCGGUGAUGUCAAGGCCGAUCAUGUCAAGGACGAUGAUGUCAAGGACGAUGAUGUCAAGGCCGGUGAUGUCAAGGCCGGUGAUGUCAAGGAGGAUGAUGUCAAGGAGGAUGAUGUAAAGGACGAUCACGUCAAGGAGGAUGAUGUCAAGGCCGGUGAUGUCAAGGAGGAUGAUGUCAAGGAGGAUGAUGUAAAGGAUGAUCAGGUCAAGGAUGAUAAUGUCAAGGCAGAGGACCCAGGGAUGCCAGAAGUUCCUAUGGCAGAAGAGGAGCUGUGCUGCCUUGAGAGCUGCCGACGUAAAAAACUCCAGCUAAAAUUGGAGGUAAAUGACCUCAACAAGCAAUUGAGCACCCUUGCUUCAUCCCUAACGAAAGUCACACAGCGCUAUAGUGCCCUAAAACGUCAGUGUGGUAGUGAGGUUUCCGAGGCCAUUGAGGACAAUGCCUUGCCGAUGUCCCCUACGCCCCAGGACUCCUCUAUCACAUCACAGCAGUCAUACGACCAACUGGAGCCCAGCAGCUCCCCUCACCAUCCUGAUCAGCUUCUACCUCUGAAUGAACAAGAUGAGAGUCCCGUUCCCACGCCAAAGCUAAGAAAGAUUAUGGGUGAAAAGAUGUUGCCAGAGGAUAUCAAAUUCGCUAGCAUUUCACAUGCCUCACAAGGCUUGGUAAUGCUGAGACCAUUGAAGCAGCUCAAGCUGCGUGCAUCCCACUGCUCAUUUGCACAAGUCAGCCCCAUCAAGAGAGCAAAUAGCAGAGCUGAGGCCAAAUUCAUAGUAAACAAGGCAUUGAAGGAUUCUAGCUUUCCUCGGCCUCAAUGAUUCUGUUGGCACUUUAAAUUGAUAAUCAGGUUAGCCUGUUGAAUGUUUAGGCACUUUGAUGUAUAUAAACUGUUGUUAUUUUGUUUUAUUGUUCUUUUAUUGUUCUUAGAUGUUUAAUACGUUUUUUUUUUUCAGAUAAUAGGCCAGUUGCCUGAUUACUUAUAUAAUGGGGUUUAAGUAUUGUCACUGUGGACAUAUUCCUUAAAUUGCUAAUUAAAACUAAAUAAAUGGAAACUUGAUAUUAAAAAUUUAUAUUUGAAACUCAAGUAAAUAAAACAACAUUGAAACUUG
Messenger RNA from Misgurnus anguillicaudatus (oriental weatherfish), 1745 nucleotides. RefSeq lists its product as uncharacterized. The record is from RefSeq and is a predicted model, not a curated record. NCBI's taxonomy places the organism in Eukaryota, Metazoa, Chordata, Actinopteri, Cypriniformes, Cobitidae.